AUGGGUGCCAUCGAGAGAAUUUCCCAGCUGUCCGGCCAGAUUGUCGGCGCCUCUGGCAAGGAGAAGCUUCUUCAGAAGAACCCCGACGAUGUCGUUGUCACAGCCGCGCUCCGCACCCCCUUCACAAAAGGCGGCAAGGGUGGCUUCAAGGACACCCAGGCCGCCGACCUCAUGGCCGGCGCCCUGAAGGCCCUGCUCGAGCGCUCCAAGAUUGACCCCGCCCUCGUGGAGGACAUUGCCGUCGGCACCGUCCUCGCUCCCGGCGGUGGCGCCACCGAGAUGCGUGCCGCCGCCCUCGUUGCCGGCUUCCCCACCACGACGGCCGUCCGCACCCUCAACCGCCAGUGCUCCUCGGGUCUGCAGGCCUCCAUCGACAUUAUCAACCAGAUCAAGUCGGGCAUGAUUGAGAUUGGCAUCGGUGCCGGUGUUGAGAGCAUGAGCACGCAGUACGGCCCCAGCGCCGUGUCCGAGUUCUCUGAGCUCCUCGAGAACAACAAGGAGGCCGCCAACUGCAAGGUCCCCAUGGGCGUGCUGUCCGAAGACAUGGCGCGCGACCUGCACGUGACGCGCGCCGCGCAGGACGCCUUCGCCGCCUCGUCCUACGCCAAGGCCGCCAAGGCCCAGGCCGAGGGCCUUUUCGACGCAGAGAUUGCGCCCCUGACCGUGUCCUUUGAGGACCCCAAGUCGGGCGAGACGCGCACCAUCACGGUCGACAAGGACGACGGCAUCCGCGCCGGCGUGACGGCCGAGUCGCUCGGCAAGAUCCGCGCCGCCUUCGCCAAGGACGGCAGCAUCCACGCCGGCAACGCCUCGCAGGUCUCCGACGGCGCCGCCGCCGUGCUCUUCAUGCGCCGCUCCACCGCCGAGCGCCUCGGCCAGACCAUCCUCGGCAAGUACGUCGCCGGCGCCAUCGUCGGCGUCCCCCCGCUGCUCAUGGGCCAGGGCCCCUACAAGGCCAUCCCCCGCGCCAACGAGCUCGCCGGCAUCACGGCCGAGGACGUCGACAUUUACGAGAUCAACGAGGCCUUUGCCUCGCAGUGCCUCUGGUCCGCCGAGAAGCUCGGCAUCCCCCUCGACAAGGUCAACCCCAAGGGCGGCGCCAUUGCCUUCGGCCACCCCCUCGGCUGCACCGGCGCCAGGCAGAUCUCCACCCUGCUGUACGAGCUCAAGAGGACCGGCAAGAAGGUUGGCAACACGUCCAUGUGCAUCGGCACGGGUAUGGGCAUGAGCGCCGUCUGGGUCGCCGAGUAA
Molecule: messenger RNA, 1251 nt
Organism: Verticillium alfalfae VaMs.102
Lineage: Eukaryota; Fungi; Ascomycota; Sordariomycetes; Glomerellales; Plectosphaerellaceae
Product: 3-ketoacyl-CoA thiolase
Exons: 3
Coding region: 1-1251 (416 amino acids)
Biological process (GO): phenylacetate catabolic process; fatty acid beta-oxidation
Cellular component (GO): peroxisome
Molecular function (GO): acetyl-CoA C-acyltransferase activity
Source: RefSeq, a predicted model, not a curated record